Penicillium canescens is the source of this 1317-nucleotide messenger RNA. It is a transcript of the gene hxkB, whose product is annotated as putative hexokinase. Gene Ontology annotation, molecular function: mannokinase activity; fructokinase activity; glucokinase activity. Gene Ontology annotation, biological process: intracellular glucose homeostasis; glycolytic process; glucose 6-phosphate metabolic process. The record is from RefSeq and is a predicted model, not a curated record. Lineage: Eukaryota; Fungi; Ascomycota; Eurotiomycetes; Eurotiales; Aspergillaceae. The transcript is spliced from 5 exons. Gene Ontology annotation, cellular component: cytosol; mitochondrion. The coding region runs from base 1 to 1317 and encodes 438 amino acids.
AUGCGGUCAUCGUGGCGUUGUCGGAACAAAACAAGGAGCGAAAGUAUAUCGUUUCUUCAGAUCCCCAAGAAUCACUGCAGGCAAUCGGCGUCUGCUUUCAAGCCCAUCAUGCAAGGGUUCCGCCACCAGCCAGAGAUACUGCAGGAUGUGCCCGAGCAGCUUACCCAAUCUCUGAAGCAAUAUGAGGAUUGGUUCAUAGUGGAUGGCGACAAAUUGAAGGAGAUCACCGCACAUUUUGUUGAUGAGCUAGCGAAGGGUCUUUCCAUCGAGGGCGGAUCUAUUGUCAGAACUAUGUGGACGGGAACGCCAAUGAACGUCACUUGGGUCAGCAAACUGCCCAACGGGCACGAGAAAGGACACAUUCUGACUGUCGACAUGGGAGAAACAAAUGUGAGAGUAUGUGAAGUGUCUCUCGGGGUCGGGAAACGAGAGUUUGAACAGAUCCAGCGGAAAUACAAGCUUCCGGAUGACGCCGAGACCUGCACAAAGGAAACGUUGUGGGACUUCAUUGCCGAGAAAUUGGCAUCGUUUCUCGAGGAUCCUCAUGCCGGCAGGAUGUCAUCAAAGCCACUUCCAAUGGCGUGUACCUUUUCAUUCCCAGUGGACCAAAGGUCUAUUCGGAGUGGCAUUUUGCAGCGCUGGACCAAGAACUUCAACGUGCCUGGAGUGGAAGCCAAUGAUGUAGUGCCGCAGCUAGAGGCUGCAUUAAAAAGAAAGAACGUUCCAUUGAAAGUGGUUGCCCUGAUCAACGACACGACGGGGACACUCGUUGCACCACAUUACCGGGCUCCCCAGUUAACGAUCGGCAGCAUCUUCAGCACGGGCUGCAACGCGGCAUACAUGGAAGAAUGCCGCUUCAUCCCCAAACUCCGUGGCUCAGGUCUGCCGGAAGACGCAAGUGUAAUCAUCAACACCGAGUAUGGCGCAUUUGACGAGCGCCAAAACGCACUGGAAGCCUCCUUUCUGUCGAUCGCCGAAACGGACAUCUCCGACGAGCUGAUCGACCUGAAAGAGGAAUUUCAAGGGAACCUCAAGUUGCAACCGACGCUGGGAGAGCUGAAGAGCUGUCGUUAUCUUAUCGGGCUCAUCGCGACGCGUGCGGCGCGUCUCUACGCCUGCGGCAUAGCGGCCAUCUGCAAGAAGAAGAAUACCCGCCAGUGCCACGUCGGGAUAAAUGGCUCAGUAUUCAAUAAAUAUAGCAUGUUCAAGGGUCGGGCUUCGCAGGCUCUUCGUGAGAUCCUGGAUUGGCCGCCGGGCGGGGUGGAGUUGGUCGCGCUCAACGCGGCGGAAGACGGGCGUGGGAGCAGCUCUGGUUAA